Molecule: messenger RNA, 741 nt
Organism: Kuraishia capsulata CBS 1993
Lineage: Eukaryota; Fungi; Ascomycota; Pichiomycetes; Pichiales; Pichiaceae
Exons: 1
Coding region: 1-741 (246 amino acids)
Cellular component (GO): intracellular anatomical structure
Source: RefSeq, a predicted model, not a curated record
AUGAGCCGUUUCUUUCAGUCGUCUAUCCCUCAUCCAACUUCCAAUUUAUUUCAGUAUUUCAUUCGACAAUAUCAAACAAUGUCAGAACAAUCGCAAUACCUACAAUCCCCUACAAUUGACCAGGCUAAACUAGUGCAAGUCAACAAACCGGUGUUCCUACAGCGAAAAGUCACCACAUCCCAAAAGGUGCUCCAAAUCGCGAAGGAUCUACAACUACUCGGGCAUCAAGAAGGGGGAUUCUUCAAAGAAACAGACAGAUCUCCAUUAUAUAUGGAAAACCCAUAUUCGGAAAAAAAUACCAACUCAUACAGACAAGCAACCACUACCUCCAAAGACAAAACCAUCAGCAGGAACUACUCCACAUUGAUUUACUACCUGAUCACUUCAGAGUCUGCGAUCGGGAGACUUCAUCGUAAUCAUUCGAGGAUAAUACACAUACUACAAAAGGGAAGGGGCCAGUAUGUGUUGGUUUACCCAGAUGGGACCAUCAAGUCGUUUAUCGUUGGAUUUGACUUUGCUAACGGAGAGGUCGCGCAAUGGGUUGUUCCCGGUGGCGUAUAUAAGGCCAGUUUCCUGCUCCCGUUAGAAGAAGAGCCAAGCGGUGAUGACUGUUUGCUUAUCAGUGAGGUUGUAGUUCCUGGUUUCGAGUGGGACGAUCAUAGAUUUAUGGAAUCCAAGGAUGAGCUGAGCGAACUUGUGGGUGAAGAGAAGGCUGAAGAGCUCGGGUGGCUGUUGGGAUAA